AUUUCCGUUGCCGGCGUCUCCCGCAUUUCCUUCUGGCAGGGGCCGAGUGUCGGUUGCCGGGGUAUCCCCCGCCCCGCAUUUUUGUGGGGCCCCGUCAUGGCGGCGAAUAACUACUUUGGAUUUACCCAUGGCGGCACUCAAUACGGGGCCGCGGCGGCCGCAGCUGGCGCGGCCGCCUACCAGGCGACACCGGCGGCCGGAUACGCGGCCGUGGGCCACACGCCGGCGGCGACGUACGCGGCGCAGCGCGCCACCACAGCCUAUGAGGCGGCAGCCGCCUAUCAGCCGGCGGCGGCCACCAGCUACGCGGCGACGGCCAGCUCGGCGCCCACGUACGACUACUCGUACCCGCGCGCCCAGACGUACGAUAACGCCGCCAAGACAGCCUUCUACCCGCAGCCGACCAGCACGUCGUUCUCGGCUGGUGCCGACCCCGCCUUUCAGGCCAAGUCUUCAACGACAUACACAGCGGGUUACCAGAACGCCAGCGCGCGGCCGGCCGGCCAGGCAGCCACCAAGGCCUACAGUUACCCGGCCGCCGGCGCCGCGCAGUCUUACACCUACCCUAACCAGGCAGCUGCCGCAGCUGCAGCCACCGCCAACAAAAACUACAGCGGCUACGACGCGGCACUGUACAACGCGGCGACGCUGUACGUGCAGCAGCAGGCGCACACGGCGCCCAAGGGCGCGGCCACGUGGAAGGCGGCGCGGCCCGGCGUCGGCGGCGCCAUCGGCCAGAAGCCCAAGCUGAAGCAGCCGCCGAAGCCACAGCAGCUGCACUACUGCGACGUCUGCAAGAUCAGCUGCGCCGGACCCCAGACAUAUCGGGAGCACUUGGAGGGCCAGAAACAUAAAAAGAAGGAGUCUGCGCAGAAGCAGACGGGCGGCACGCCGAACGCGCCGCGUGGCGGCAACUCGCUGCGCUGUGAGCUCUGUGACGUCACGUGUACAGGCAGCGACGCGUACGCGGCGCACAUCCGCGGUGCCAAACACCAGAAGGUGGUGAAACUGCACACGAAGCUGGGCAAGCCGAUCCCGUCCACGGAGCCGGUGGUGGUGUCCGGCAAGACGACCACCACCACGGCCAAGACAAGCACCGCUGCCACCACGGCCGUCACCAAGACCACGGAGACGGCCAAGGUGGUGGCCACGCCCAAGAUCAACUUCAUUGGCGGCACCAAGCUGACGACCACCUCGACUGGCACGGCGGCCAAGGAGGAGAAGCCGGAGGCGGCGCGCGACGACACGCAGGCGGUGGCGGCCGCCGCCCUCGGCGAGAAGGAGGUCGAGCCUGUCGGCCAGGAGUACAUCGAGGAGAUAAAGAACGAGGAAGGCAAGGUGGUAAGCUUCAACUGCAAGCUAUGCGAGUGCCGUUUCAACGACCCGAACGCCAAGGAGAUGCACAUGAAGGGCCGGCGCCACCGGCUGCAGUACAAGAAGAAGGUGAACCCGGAGCUGGUGGUGGAGGUGAAGCCGAGCCUGCGCCAGCGCAAGCUGCAGGAGGAGAAGCUGCGCCGCCAGCAGAUGCGCGAGGAGAUGUGGCGCCGCCGCGAGGAGACGGCCAUGGACGACGAGGAGCGCAUGUACUGGGAGGAGCGGCGCCGCUACGAGGAGGAGAUCGAGUACUUCGAGUGGUUCCGGCGCGCCGGUGGCCGGGGCGUGCCGCCCUUCUGCCCGAUGGGUCCGAUGGGACCGCGCUUCGGACCGCUGCCGCCCAUGCUGCGGCGGCCGGACUCGGCAGACGACCGCCACGUGAUGGCCAAACACUCCGAGAUCUACCCCAAGGACGAGGAGCUGAACGCCAUCCAGAAGAUCGUCUCCAACUCCGAGAAGGCGCUGAAGAUGGUCUCCGAUGACAUUGCCGAGGCUGACGCUCCCAAAACCAAAGAAGACGGCACCGCCGCCGAAACCAAAGACGAGGACGGGAAGGAGCUGCCGCGCACGCUGAAAGGUGUGAUGCGCGUGGGCGUGCUGGCCAAGGGCCUGCUGCUGCAGGGCGACUCUGAUGUUCAGCUGGUGGUGCUCUGCGCGGAGAAGCCUACACGGCUGCUGCUGGAGCGUGUCGCCAACCUCAUGCCCAAACACCUUGCUACGGUGACGCCGGACGAGAAGUACGUGCUGAAGCUGAGCGUGGAGAACGCCUCGCUCAUCAUCACCAACCAGACGGAGCCGCGUAUCAACGUGACGGUGACGCUGACGUCGCCGCUGAUGCGCGACGGCGCCGGCGACGGUGAGCCGGCUCCCUCCAAGGAUCCGCCAGACGUCUUGGACAAGCAGAAAUGUCUCGAGGCUCUAGCGGCCCUGAGACAUGCUAAAUGGUUCCAGGCUAGAGCCAGCGGCGUGCAGAGCUGUGUGAUCGUCAUCCGCAUCAUGCGCGAGCUGUGUCAGCGCGUGCCCACCUGGACACCGCUCAACACAUGGGCGCUGGAGCUGAUCGUGGAGCGGGUGGUAGCCUCGGCCGGCUUCCCGCUGGCGCCGGGCGACGCGCUGCGCCGCGUGCUCGAGGCGAUCGCGUCCGGCCUGCUGCUGCCCGGCACGCCGGGCCUGGUGGACCCGUGCGAGAAGGAGCCGGUCGACACGCUCUCCGGCCUGUCGGCGCAGGAGCGCGAGGACAUCACGGCCUCGGCGCAGCACGCGCUCCGGCUCAUGGCCUUCCGCCAGGUGCACAAGAUCCUCGGCAUGGACCCGCUGCCGCCGCCCAAGUUCAACCGCGGCAAGUUCAACCGCAAGCGGCGGCGCGACAACAGCUCGGGCGAGAACGGCGACUCGGAGGGAGGUGACGGUAAGAAGGACAAGAAAGAAGACGACGCCGAAGCCAAGGCUGAAGCAAAGUGAUUGUGUCAGGAAGCGGUUGUCAACCGCAUCGUGUUUGACAUGUGACUCCCUUGACUGUUCAUCGUGAACAUAACUAAACGCUGCAAUCUUUAUUAUUUGUGUGAUGAUCCGUCUUCUGAGGUUCACUUGAGCUGUGUAUGAUGAAAAUAUUGCUGUGAAGUAGCACCAGUGCAUGUUGUACUUGUUAUGUCUGUGUUAUAUAUAUGCCGCAGCUGCUGUCAACAGUGUCGGACACCUGUGGCGGCAGACUCGUGAUUUGUCGUGGAAAGUGGCAUAAGCACUCAUUUACGUUGUAGCAUCUCUUCCCGUGUAUGGUACAGAAACGAGCAAAAUACAAGUGCACCUAUGGCGAU
Molecule: messenger RNA, 3188 nt
Organism: Pollicipes pollicipes
Lineage: Eukaryota; Metazoa; Arthropoda; Thecostraca; Pollicipedomorpha; Pollicipedidae
Gene: Zn72D
Product: Zinc-finger protein 72D
Exons: 15
Coding region: 97-2835 (912 amino acids)
Cellular component (GO): precatalytic spliceosome
Molecular function (GO): single-stranded RNA binding; double-stranded RNA binding; zinc ion binding
Source: RefSeq, a predicted model, not a curated record